Neolamprologus brichardi is the source of this 2694-nucleotide messenger RNA. The record is from RefSeq and is a predicted model, not a curated record. Lineage: Eukaryota; Metazoa; Chordata; Actinopteri; Cichliformes; Cichlidae.
AUGAUUUGGUUUAGGGGUUACUUCAGAACAUCUGCUCAAAGGUACCUGAUUGAGCCACUAUCCAGUGAUGAUGAGGGGGAUCAUGCAGUGACGGCUUUUAAUGAAAAGAACUUCACGCCUGCCGUGUGUGGGGUCACUAACACCAGCUGGAGUGAUGACUAUGAACCUCCAACAAGCCGCAGCCGCUCUAGAUCAGGGGGUAUUUCUAUUGUACAGCAGCGGAAAUACAUUGAGCUCGUCCUGGUUGCUGAUAACCGCGCGUAUGUGAAGAUGAACAUGGAUCAAAAGAAGAUGAGACAGAGAAUAUUUGAGAUUGUCAACUUUCUCAACAUGGUCUACAAAUCUGUGAGGACCUUUAUUGCUCUGGUGGGGUUGGAGAUAUGGACGAAUGGUGACCUGAUCUCUGUGACCCCCCCAGCAGGAGAAAGCCUGGAUGCUUUCAUGAAGUGGAGAAACUCUGAGCUGGUGACCAGGAUAAAACAUGACAAUGCACAUCUUAUAAGUGGUAUCAACUUUGAAGGAACAACUGUGGGUCUUGCUUUCAUCGGGACUCUCUGUUCUGGUCACUCUGUCGGCGUAAUACAGGAGUGCACCAAUCCCUGCUGCAACGCCACCACCUGCACCCUGAAAGAGGGUUCACAAUGUGCUGAAGGCGAGUGCUGUGAGAACUGUAAGAUCUUGCCUACCGCCAGACAGUGCCGCGCAAAGCAGGAUGACUGUGAUCUGGCAGAGUACUGUGAUGGGAUGAGCACGACCUGUCCGGAGGAUGUGUUUGCUGUGAAUGGGCUCCCAUGUGAUGGAGGCCAAGGGUACUGCUACAACGGUCAGUGUCCACAGAGACCUAAGCAGUGUGUCAAGAUGUAUGGAUCAGAUGCUAAAGAGGCCAAACAAGGAUGCUAUAACCACAACACCAGAGGAGUCUUCUAUGGCUUCUGCAAACGCCCCUCAAAAGAUCAGUUCAUCCCCUGUCAGAAAGCAGAUGUUCUUUGUGGAAAGCUCUUCUGUGAAGGCGGUAAUGACAACCCAAACUAUGGCCAGAUGGUCGCCAUCGGCACAUGCAAGGCAGCGUUCUUCUCAGACAUCACCGGUGACGAAGUCCAGGUGGAAACGGGGACUAAAUGUGGAGAUGGAAAGGUGUGCAGCCAGAAUCAGUGUGUGGAUCUGCAGACGGCAUACAGAAACACCAACUGUUCAGCAAAAUGCCCAGGCCAUGCUGUGUGCAACCACAAAAGUGAGUGCCAGUGCGAGCCUGGGUGGAUACUUCCUAACUGUGACUCAGUGGACACAGCUUUUAGUGGUACUGGAAAAACUAUUGUCAUUGCAGUCACGGUUAUACUAGUGGUCCUAGGCAUCAUUGCUGCCAUCGCAGGAAUCAUCUGGAAAAAGCGACAAAGUCCCAUCCUGCCAACUGCAACAACUCAGAGGAAGCAGAUAGCCGUGCAGAACCCGGUUUACCACGGCAAACAGCCUCCACCCAGUUACCCUGCAUCAGGCCAACAGGCUGGCAGACCAAAGCCUGAAGGACCUCCACCUCCACCACCUGCAGCGGGGACCAAACCCAAACCAGUCAUUCAGAUCCACAGAACUGCACCAGCUCCACCAGGGAACAAACCCACACCAUCCAACUACACAGCUGUACGGCAGGGUCUGAGGCCAGUUCCUCCACCAAAGGUCUGAUGUCUGCGUGGUUCCAUCUCUUAGCAGCUCUUAUUGCUCUCAGUAGGAGGCUGCUGUCACCGCUUUCUCAGUGCUGAAGCAACAUUUCAACAAUGACUCACAGAUUGCACGAGGAGCAGGCCAGACUCUGAUUGUUACUAGCAUGCCAUCCGCUGAUGUCGUCAUCGCUUUAUAUUUUCUAAGGCACUUUUUCAUACUGCAGGGUUAGAGAUACAGACAAGUAUCUCUACUAGUGUUAGUAUCUCUAACAAGGCAAGUGCAAGUACAGGCAUCCCUGACUCUGAAUGUGACUUACAACUCUUUUUAUCACAGUAAUGGCACAGAAUAUGAGUGUGUGUGUGCAUGACCUAAUGAAAAUGUUAUAACAAUUUUCAGAAUUUGUUACAGUUUCAUAUUUCAUUUGUGUUUUUAAAAUCCUUAUAAAUGUCGCUGACUUUGAUGUGACAGUCAAAAAUCGGAGUGCGAUGCUCUGUUGCACCCUACAGUGCUCUACUUUAAAGUAAAGUGAAUGCACUGAGAGAACUCAAAGACUGCACUUACCCCACCAGCUGAACAUUAUGAAGCACCUUAAACCAUGCUUUCUCUCAUGACACUGUAAAAGUUUGAGUUGUAUUUAUAUUUUUAUCUAAAUGUACAUAUUUAUCUACUUUGUUUACAAAAUCAGACUUCUGCAUGAGUAGAGAAAGAACAAAAGCAUGAUGCCAAAUGAGCUUCUUAUUGGUGCCUUUUUAGAAGCAGGACCACUAAACGUGCAUACAAGAUUAGGUCUCACAUGCAAGUGGUAAGACACAUAUCAAUUUGCCACACCAUUAAAAUGAACGACUGUGAUGUUUUUUAAUGUUGAUGUUGUAAAAUUCUUCUUAAUUCUUAUAUUGAAACAUUUUGUUUUACAUUUAUUUGCAUUAUGGUUGUUUCUCAAUAUUUUUUUACUAUAAUAUUGUCCUGCUGUAUACUUUGUCCUAUGCACUUACUUUGUAAAGCGGGACCAUGCUGUACGAUGAUUAAAUAAAAUUGAUU